Messenger RNA from Oldenlandia corymbosa var. corymbosa, 1815 nucleotides. Lineage: Eukaryota; Viridiplantae; Streptophyta; Magnoliopsida; Gentianales; Rubiaceae. The record is from the annotation of a GenBank genome assembly.
AUGCGGCAACGAAGUUUAUCUGGAAAAGAAAAUUUAUCCUUCACAGCACCUCGGAGAUCUUCAAGAAUUAGUCAGGAAAAUCAACCGAAAUCAGAAGCUCCUAACACGCCCAAGUGUGUAUUGCGGAAGAACCGGGUCCCGUUGUCGGAUCUCACGCCUGUUAGCUCAUUUACGGAUGCGGAUUCUGUCAAGAAAUCCCAGAAACUACAAAGUGCCCAAUGCUCCAUAAAUUCCAAAAGCUCCAAGAAAUCGAGUAAUGGGUCGGGAAAGUCAACAAGAUCGAGUUAUCGGUCCGAAGUCCGAGGUCUUCCAUCUGUUCGAAGGUCUGCUAGGUUAUCUAAAACCUCUGUUCGAAGGUCUGCUAUGUUAUCUCAGAAAAGUGCUGAAAAGACUGAUCUCGCUGGUAGUGUGGAAGUUUUUGCUUCUGCUGGACCUAAGGAGAUGUGUUCAUCAAAUGGGGCUAAUAUGGUUGUGGUUGUUAAUUUGCGUGAUAGAUCUUCGAGUGUGACGGAAAAGAGGGUGAAGCGGAGCUCUAAAAAGGUUGAUGACUCUGGAGUUAGGGCAGACCCUGGGAAGGGUUGUAAAACUCUGAGAAAGUGCAAUUCAGUUGGAGAUAGGGAUGCAGCGAAUAUAUCAGAUAGAGGGCAAGCAGGCCGGGAUGCCAAUUUUUCUGUGGUGUAUAAAAUUGAAAAGAGGGUUACUCGUAGCGCCUCUAGAGAAAUUCAAGAUGUACGGAGUUCAGAAUCUGGUGACUUUAGGGAUUCAUCAGAUGAUGGAAAAGCGAGGCUAGAUGGAAUUUCAAGUGGAGAUCCAAAUGAUAGAAAUAAAGAUAUGAGAGCAUGUGUUCCCUCGGCAGAUGUAGUUGGAGGAAGAGAUGGGAUUGGCAGUCUUGAAGCCGAAAAGGAAGAGACAGGUGCAAAAAGGAAGAAAGUCCAAGUCAGGGAAGAGCUUGUAACAGUUGAGGAUGGAUGGACAAUGGAACAGGAAUUGGCACUUGAAAGAGCUUAUUUCGCAGCAAAACCAACACCUCAUUUCUGGAAGAAAGUCUCCAAGAUGGUGCCUGGGAAAUCUGCAAAGGAAUGUUUUGAUAAAAUCCAUUCUGAGCUUAUGACCCCACCCCCUCCUCGAACACGAUCAAGGACAGUGACCUCAAAGUCACCCCUCCCCUCUGUGAGUGAAUUGCUGAAUUCUUCAGUUCUGGAAACAAAGAAGAGAAAAUACAACAAGCCAAAGAGUCACCUGGCACAUAAAAAAGUGCGACAGCUACUUAUUAGACAGUGCAACAUAGAUGAAGAUAAUGAUGCAGAUCUUUUCAGUGUUCUGGAGCAGACUUUUGAUCAUCCUACUCAAGUUGUUCAGGAUGAUGAACAAUUGCUAACCCCUGAGCGCCACGUGGAAGAAUCUUGCUUUGGUGAAAGGUGGGUGGAGGAGAGUUUGGCAUCGGCCUCUGGAAAGCAACUUUCACGAUUAAGCAACUCAAGCAAAGCUGCUGUUCUUACUAGUCCUCCAGUUCUGAAGAAAGUUAAAAAUAAAGUCUUGCAUGAGAAAUAUAUUGAUCAAUUACAUUCUAGGGAAGCUAGGAGAAAAGCGGCAUCAUUGAGGGCCGCAAAAAGCAAUAAGGGGGGAACUUGUGCCAAAGAAAAUAGAGUUCAAAAAAUGGAGGCAGUUAAAGAUGCAAAGAAUGCUCUCAUCUUUUGUGCAAAAGAUGCCAUUGACCAGUUUCACCAUCUUCAGGGCAACACGUUGAAUGACUUUGAUAAUACAUUCGAUUAUUCCACUGCCAGUUCUGAGCAUGAAUCUGAAGAUGAUUCUUGA